Molecule: messenger RNA, 1431 nt
Organism: Penicillium paradoxum
Lineage: Eukaryota; Fungi; Ascomycota; Eurotiomycetes; Eurotiales; Aspergillaceae
Product: alpha/beta fold hydrolase
Exons: 3
Coding region: 1-1431 (476 amino acids)
Molecular function (GO): hydrolase activity
Source: RefSeq, a predicted model, not a curated record
AUGGCCAGCUCAGCACCCCGCGUAUUAGCUCAGGUGUUCGUUUUCUCCUAUGGUUUCUUGACGCUUAUUCUUUACGGCCUCAUUGCCUUGAUGAAAGGUACAUACUUCAAGCGCCCCACUGAAAAGGAGAAAUCGGAGUUGCAGCUUGCUCGUAAUCGGCUAUGGGAUUUAAGCAAGAAGUUGGAUGGCCUUUCCCACCAUAUGCUGACAUUGCAGAGUGGAUUCAAAUUCCACCUUGUUAGCAAUGAUACCCCAAACACACCAGAAACCAUCAACUCUGAUAAGCCAUUGGUCAUCCUCAUACACGGAUUCCCCGACAGCUGGGCGAUUUGGCGACAUAUUAUCAAAACUCCUUCUCUGCAAAAUGCUGUUUCGCUCGUCGCGAUUGACCUCCCCGGAUAUGGAGGAACAGAGAGCCUAGACAAAUACAAUGCGACAAAUGUCCUGGAGAAGUUAACCGAGCUGAUCAUCACUCUACGAACUCAGUAUGGUGUGGAUACGGACAGUGAAAGCAACAAGAAGAGAACCAUAAUUGUCGCUCAUGAUUGGGGUUGUGUCUUGUCUAUGCGCCUCGCUGCCGAAGCUCCGUCCCUGGCUCAUCGGUUCAUUCUCUCCAACGGACCCUCGAUAAAAUUGAUUGAGUCCAACAUCCGCCGCCUGUUGUUUUCAGCCAACAAGAUGCUCGGCAAUGCCUGGCGUUCGCCACUGCAUGCCCGCGUCCCGCUGAUGCGGGCGCUCCAUACUAUAAACCCUCUCAUCCGCCAGAUUUUCCUAUCCGGCUAUAUCUUCGCCAUGCAGCUUCCAAAGCCGCUUGUUCAGUACCUUCUGACUGGAGGCAAUUCAUCGUUGCUCGCAAGUUGCCAUCGCAUCGCGUACAACAAGGACAAGUAUAGUCACAUCGACUUGGCCGACAGUAUGGCGAGCACCAUGGGCCCGUCUACCGCGGAAUCAGACACUAGGACUCCUAAGGGCGAUGCCUAUCCUGUUUCCCUGAGCAAGCGCGCGCUCACACAUGUGCUCCACAUGGCGGCUUACUACCGUGAUGGUGCAGCGGUGGCGCGCUGGGACAAGUCUAUCGAGACGGUGGCCAGUCUGCACAGUAUUGCAUCCGGAACACAGCGAACGAGCAGCGGAGCCGGAUUAUUUGAUGCAGGUCCUCCUGGGGCUUUCAAAGCUAAUACCACAAUUUUCUGGGGUCAGGAAGAUAUCGCGCUUGAUGCGAGGAUCUGUCUUGAUGGGAUGAGUGAUUAUUUGGUACAGGGGUCUCAAGUUGUGCUGCUCCCUCGUACUGGACAUUGGACUCCAAUUGAACGCGAGAGCGGCGCCGCUUUGAUCAAGGCUAUUCAGUGGGCUGCCCAGGGCGAAAAUGGGGAUAUCGAGACGGCCUUGCAUACUUGCUAUCCUGGUGCCCAGGUGACGCUUUCGCGAUAA